Vicia faba (fava bean) is the source of this 519-nucleotide messenger RNA. NCBI's taxonomy places the organism in Eukaryota, Viridiplantae, Streptophyta, Magnoliopsida, Fabales, Fabaceae. The record is from the annotation of a GenBank genome assembly.
AUGUACCUAUGGAAACCAUCAAAUGCAGUUCACAAACAAAUAUCUUUUUCCCCUUUUAAUUUGAAUUUAGAUUUCAAUUAUUUUUGUUAUCUAGAUGGUUUUGGGUACGACCCCUCAACAGAUGACUACUUGGUGGUUUCAAUGUCCUAUAAUCCAGCCUUAGCUCAUAUUUCACCGCAUUUAGAAUUUUUCUCAUUGAGAGCUAAUACAUGGAAAGAAACUGAGGGUACUUACUUCCCUUAUAUGAAUGCGUCUGAUAAUCCCCGAGUAUGGUCUCUUUUUAAUGGGGCUAUUCAUUGGUUGGCUUUUAAUAGUGAUACAUCAAUGAAUUUUAUUAUUGCCUUUGAUUUAGCCGAAAGGAAACUUCUACAGAUGUCUAUCCCGAUGUCGGGUGGUUUUGACAUCGAUCCUAAAUUUUGUGAUUUGUGGGUAUUUGGAGAAUUUCUCAGUCUAUGGUCUAUGAAAAAUGAUACGGUUGAAAUAUGGGUUAUCAAAGAAUACAAAGUCCAUUCGUCAUGA